AAAUAUAAAAUAAAAAAGUUAUAUUAAGCAAAAUGGCAGAGGUGGAUCCAGAAACUCUGCUUGAAUGGCUGAGUAUGGGCCAGGGUGAUGAAAGAGACAUGCAGCAAAUAGCUCUGGAGCAAUUAUGCAUGUUGUUGCUCAUGUCUGAUAAUGUGGAUCGUUGCUUUGAGAGUUGUCCUCCAAGAACAUUUUUACCGGCUUUGUGUCGUAUAUUUCUGGAUGAGUUGGCUCCUGACAGUGUUUUGGAAGUAACAGCAAGAGCUAUAACAUACUACCUUGAUGUCUCGGCGGAAUGCACACGCAGAGUUGUCGCUAUGGAAGGUGCCAUCAAGGCCAUUUGUAGUCGCCUCUCCUGUGCCGGACUUGGUUCAAGAACUAGUAAAGAUUUGGCUGAACAGUGUAUAAAGGUCCUAGAAUUGGUUUGCGCUCGAGAAGCAGGAGCCGUUUUUGAAGCAGGUGGUCUUUCUUGCGCUCUGUCAUUCAUUAGAGAACAUGGAGCACAAGUACAUCGUGACACAUUGCAUUCCGCUAUGGCUGUUGUUUCACGCCUUUGUGGUAAAGUUGAACCUCAGGAUAAAUCUUUACCCGAUUGCGUUGAAGCUCUUUCAACUUUGCUACGUCAUGGAGAUGCCCACGUUGCUGAUGGCGCUUUACGUUGUUUUGCCUCUCUGGCCGACAGAUUUUCCAGACGAGGUACUGAUCCAGCACCGUUGGCCUCCAACGGUCUUGUUAUCGAACUUUUGGACAGAUUGUCAAAUGCAGCAGGGCCGAUUUCAUCGAUCAACAUGACGCCUGGCAAUGCCAAAUCUCCAGCGACACCGAGUGUAGCAACCACGCCAAUCACAACAUCGGAAGCUAAAUCCUGUGCUUCUGUCUCCACAAUAAUCAGUCUACUGUCAACUUUGUGUCGAGGUUCCGCAUCGAUAACUCACGAUUUGUUACGCUCAAAUUUGCCGGACGCGAUUGAAAAGGCCUUGAAAGGUGACGAACGCUGUGCUCUUGACACAAUGCGGUUGGUGGACUUGCUGUUGGUACUGUUGUUCGAGGGUAGAUCGGCUCUAGGACGAUCGAGCGUCAACAAUGGCUCAUCAGGGCCUCUUUUACCUCGACUGAGGCGGCUCGAUAGCGCCGGAGAAAAAAGCCACAGGCAACUUAUCGACUGCAUACGAUCCAAAGACACCGACGCUUUGAUAGAGGCCAUUGAGUCGGGAGGAAUUGAAGUUAAUUUUAUGGAUGACGUUGGCCAAACUUUGCUUAACUGGGCCUCAGCCUUCGGUACGCAAGAGAUGGUAGAAUUUCUCUGUGAUAAGGGCGCGGACGUAAACAAGGGUCAGCGUUCCUCGAGUCUCCACUAUGCCGCGUGUUUCGGGAGACCUGCGAUUGCCAAAGUUUUAUUGAAACACGGUGCCAAUCCAGAUUUACGUGAUGAAGAUGGCAAAACGCCCCUGGACAAAGCUAGGGAAAGAGUAGACGAGGGCCAUCGCGAAGUUGCCGCUAUAUUACAGUCACCAGCGGAGUGGAUGUUGCCCCCGCCUGGCCAAGACGAUCGUAAAUUAGAGAGCAACGACGUUAAAGAGUUAUCCGAACCCAAAGGUGAUCCGGAAAUGGCUCCAGUGUAUCUCAAAAGACUCUUGCCUGUAUUUUGCUCAACUUUUCAAUCAACGAUGUUACCAAGUGUGAGGAAAGCCAGUUUAAGUCUGAUUCGUAAAAUAGUUCACUACAUUCAACCGGAAUUACUUGUUGAAACCUGUGGAGCUGACAAAACAAACGGUUGUGGAGCUAUGCUUGUUGAGGUCAUUGCUAAUGUUCUAGACAAUGAG
Messenger RNA from Copidosoma floridanum, 1820 nucleotides. It is a transcript of the gene Ufd4, whose product is annotated as ubiquitin fusion-degradation 4-like. Gene Ontology annotation, biological process: anatomical structure development; protein K63-linked ubiquitination; proteasome-mediated ubiquitin-dependent protein catabolic process. The record is from RefSeq and is a predicted model, not a curated record. Gene Ontology annotation, molecular function: metal ion binding; protein binding; ubiquitin protein ligase activity. NCBI's taxonomy places the organism in Eukaryota, Metazoa, Arthropoda, Insecta, Hymenoptera, Encyrtidae. Gene Ontology annotation, cellular component: nuclear speck.